AUGGCCCGCCAGCAUCUAGAUUUCAUUCAAAGGUACGGGAAUGUGUGGUUGGCGGUAAACCCUUGCUCUAUGUGCUUGAAGCGGCUUGUCGUUAUAUUCAACAAAUACUCUCCUCAGAGUCAGUCUGUCUCUGGCAUCUCCAACCCUCUGCUACCAAUUCACAAAACAUAUGCCGUUGAAGUAGCACAGCAAACACCUAUGAUUUUUAUAAUCGUCUUUCUGCUGGUGCAGCAACUCGUGCUGGGGAUAGACCUCUUCGGGUCUUCACGGUCUCUGCAUUUACACUCGAUAGAUUCUGAAUCCCCGACCACCAUGAUCAAACGAAUCACAACGGACUCGCAUCCUAACCAAGAUGACUUCGGCGACUCUCAUCAACCUGUGACCCCAGGCGGAUAUCAUAGUGAAACCAUUCAACGGCGAAUCGAACGGGUGACUCAGGACAUAGACGCCUUGGAAACAUUCUACGCUAUCGGGUUUUCGCCAACAACAGUCGGAAAAUUAAAGAAUUACUAUCGUGAACAACUCGACGAGCUGGAUCGGGUUCCGUUUCGGUCCUAUAACCAACAGGAUCGUGUGGACUUUCUGCUCCUGAAAAACUAUCUAACGCGGAGUCUUCGACGUCUGGAAUUGGACGAGGCUCGGGAUGAGAAAAUGAAACCCCUUCUGGGGUCAUUUGCUUCUAUUAUCAUUGAACUAUUUGAGGCAAGGCAGAAUGUGACCGCGAUUGACCCUCAAGCAGCGGCACAACGACUUCAUGACGUUUCCACGGCGAUAUCGGGUCUCCUAAAAACGAUCGAACGAGGUGAAAUCGAAAUAGACAACUUCAGCGCGUUUCGUGCCGCAAAAGCAGUUGAAAGUCUUAAGAGUUUCCUCGAGGAAUGGUUUAGCUUCUAUGAUGGAUAUGAUCCGCUGUUUUCUUGGUGGAAUGCAACACCGUACCCUGAAGUGGGCUCAAAACUGGAUGCGCUCGCAGCAGCGAUUAAGGAGAAGAUCCUUGGCUUGGCACCCGGCGAUGAAGAUGCGAUUGUUGGACAACCGAUUGGAUCCGAAGGUUUGCUACGUGAUCUGGAAGCCGAAGUGAUCUCCUACUCACCAGAGGAGCUCAUUCAAAUUGGUGAGAAAGAGUAUACAUGGUGUGAAUCGGAAAUGAAAAAGGCUUCGCGGGAACUGGGCUUCGGUGAUGACUGGCGCAAAGCAUUGGAGCAUGUCAAGACCCUUUAUGUCCCACCCGGCAAACAGCCUCAAACUGUUCGCGACCUUGCGGAAGAAGCGAUCGAAUAUGUCACUAACAAUAGCCUUGUGACAGUUCCGCCCUUAGCUGCCGAAACCUGGCGCACUUUCAUGUUAUCUCCAGAGCAACAGAAAGUAGCACCAUUUUUCCUAGGCGGGCAAUCUAUCCGGAUUGCGUUCCCUACUUCCUCAAUGGACCAUGCAGCCAAACUCACAAGUCUACAUGCAAACAACGUCCAUUUCUCACGGGCUGUCGUUUUCCAUGAACUUAUCCCCGGUCACCACUUACAGUUCUACAUGAACUCUCGUUUCCGCCCUUAUCGCCGAAUUUUCACUACUCCAUUUUGGGUCGAGGGCGGUGCUUUAUACUGGGAAAUUAUCUUCUGGGAUAAAGGGUUUCCGAAAACCCCCGAAAACCGUAUUGGAAUGCUGUUCUGGCGCAUGCAUCGCUGCGCCCGGAUUAUCUUCUCCCUCAAAUUUCACCUUGGUGAAAUGACAGCGCAAGAAAGUAUUGAUUUCCUGGUUGAGAAAGUCGGGCAUGAACGCGGCACGGCUGAAGGUGAGGUACGCCGUUCGUUGAACGGGGAUUAUUCACCGUUAUACCAGGCCGGGUAUAUGCUGGGCGCGCUGCAGCUUUAUUCGUUGAGGCGGGAGGUGGUAGAUUCAGGAAAGCUUGGAGAGAAGGAGUUUCAUGACCGGAUUUUGAAAGAGAAUCAAAUGCCGAUUGAAUUGUUGAGGGCGUUGAUACAGCGUUUACCCCUGACUUCAGAUUAUAAGUCGUCUUGGAAGUUUUACGAUCAGUGA
Uncinocarpus reesii 1704 is the source of this 2034-nucleotide messenger RNA. RefSeq lists its product as uncharacterized. The transcript is spliced from 2 exons. The coding region runs from base 1 to 2034 and encodes 677 amino acids. The record is from RefSeq and is a predicted model, not a curated record. NCBI's taxonomy places the organism in Eukaryota, Fungi, Ascomycota, Eurotiomycetes, Onygenales, Onygenaceae.